CCCUUUCAGCUUCUACCUCGAGUCGGGAGCUCCGUCGGGUUCGGGGCUCUGCUGGGCUGCUCUGGGCCCCGGCGAGCCGUGGUGGCUGGAGGAGGUGGAUGGACCUGGGAAUGCUUUAAAAAAUCCCUUGAGGAGGCAUUUAGAGCGCUACGGUCCCGCCGGGUUACUCGAGAGCCACGUGGGCUGCGUCCCCCCGGCGCUGCUGAUAAAGGGCCGGCUUCAGCAGCUUCAUUUCCAUGCCACGGAUGUUCCUUCCUCACAAUCUCUGGCGAGGAAAGCGCCGCCGCCUGUGCCAGGCACCGGGGGAGAGCGGGCUGUGAGCUGAAUUCACAAAACGGGCAAAAUUUCCACUGGGCCACGGCAGAGUCGGGAUCUGGGAAUCCGCUGCGUUUUCCUACCCCGGCCUCGGCGCUGGCCCGGGAGGAGCCGGACAGGCACCUGCGGCAGCUCCGGGAAUGUCCCCUGCACUGCAUCCGCCUUCCCUGCCUUUGCCGGCGGGCGCAGCAGGUGCUGCAGAGCUGCCCUCCUGCUCCGUACACGUUUCGGAGGGACAGACACAGCCCUGUCCCGCCCGCGGGGCUGAACCCCGGCUGCCACCCGCGCCUGUGUGCGGCUGGAGCUCCGGAUGAACCGCGCUGUGACCCCGGGUGGACUUGGGUGAUCCUUGUGGGUCCCUUCCAGCUUAGGAGAUUCCCUGAUUCUGUGAUUCUCUCUGGCCCUGCUCCACGGGUCCUGAAUGGAAAGUGUCUCGGGAUGGAAGGAAACAGUGGUGCCAGGGGGAAGUUGGAGGUGUGGGAGUGGGGUUAGCAGCUUCCCCAGGCUGACAUACCAAACCCUGUUUUUCCUUUCCUACUUAGAGGUUAAGCGUGCCAGUAAAAACUCGGCAGCAGCCAAGACACACUGGCUCUUAAAGAGGUAAGAUAGCACUGUUCUGGUCAUCAGUGCCCUGCAUCCCUGCCAGGCAGGAGCUCACUAGGGAUCCAGUGGGAUCUGGGGGUUUAUAAGGCAUGGAAAAGGCUCUGCCAAGGUGCUGAGAGUCCCCAGUCCCAUCCUGGUGCUGGGACCUCUGCCCUCUACCAACUUCAGCACUUGUGCUGGAGGCUGUGGAGUUGGGAUACAACUCCCAGCUGUGGGAAGCAGGUGCUGGGGUGGUUCCUGCCACUGGGAAUUCCUUAUUUAUUGCCCGACCUUUGGUCAAUGGAUGAGCCCAGAGGUGCUGUAGGACACAGGGCAGGCCUUGCCCUCCUGAGCACUCCAGCACCUCCAUCCUGCAGCUCCUGCCACUCCAGUGCUCUCCUGGUUCACCCACCUGGGCAGCCCCACAGUGCUGCCAGGGCAGGAGUGCGGCCAGUCACACUCUGGGCAAGUCCUCAGGCCACAGGUGAGCUGAGGGCAGGUUCAGCUGCAGCUCCACACCUGGACAAGAGGUGCUGUGAAACCCGUGGGACAGGAGGCUGCCCUGGCCCGGCUUUGCUGCCCGGAGCUCAGAGGAAGAACUUGUCUGACCGCCUGUCAUCCGAGCGUCCGUGCCGGCUGCCCCGGCCCAGUGCAGCCACACCUUCUGGCAGGGGGCAGCCUAUAAGUGUCCCCUUACAAGUGCAAGAGAGGCCAAAGGACCUGGUCAGAUGUGCAGGACAGGGACCGGCAGACACCUGGCACAGGCAUCUGGUGACACCAAGACUGGACCCAGGGCUGUCCUGGCUGCAAGGCAGCACCGAGGCUGGUGACCGCUCCUCUCUGGGGGAACCCUCUCCUCGGCUCAGCAGGGUAUAUGCAUCAGGACAAAGGAGUGCUCAGCCGGCCCAGGAAGCCAUGGAUCCCACCAGCAUCCCCCCGGCCUCUGUGACCCCCUCGUGGGACGUGUUCCCCCAGCAGACACUGGAGCCCAUAGACAUCGCUGUGCUCGUGCUCUAUUUCCUCUUCGUCCUCGCUGUUGGGCUGUGGUCCAUGUGGAAGACGCAGCGCAGCACUGUCAAAGGCUAUUUCCUCGCCGGGGGACAGAUGGUCUGGUGGCCUGUGGGUGCAUCCCUGUUUGCCAGCAACGUGGGAAGCGGCCACUUCAUCGGCCUGGCCGGGUCGGGAGCUGCCUCGGGAAUUGCUGCAACAGCCUACGAGUGGAAUGGGAUGUUCUGUGUCUUGGUGCUGGCCUGGCUCUUCCUGCCCAUCUACAUCGCCUCGGGGGUUACGACCAUGCCAGAAUAUUUGCGGAAACGUUUCGGAGGCAAAAGAAUUCAGAUAUUCCUGGCCAUUCUCUACUUGUUCAUCUACAUCUUCACCAAAAUAUCUGUGGACAUGUACGCCGGGGCCCUGUUCAUCCAGCAGGCCUUGCACUGGGACCUGUACAUCGCCGUGGCCGGGCUGCUGGCCAUCACUGCCGUGUACACCGUGUCCGGUGGCCUGGCAGCCGUGAUCUACACUGAUGCCCUGCAGACCCUCAUCAUGCUCAUCGGGGCCGUGUCCCUCAUGGUCUUCAGUUUUAUUGAAGUUGGUGGCCUUGAAGGUUUGCAGGCAAAAUACUUCUAUGCCAUUCCCAGCAUCCGCAAGGAAAACAGCAGCUGUGGCUUGCCCAGGGAAGAUGCUUUCCACAUUUUCCGAGACCCUGUGAACUCUGACCUGCCCUGGCCAGGAGUCUUGGUGGGAAUGACCAUCCCAUCCCUGUGGUACUGGUGCACAGAUCAGGUCAUUGUUCAGAGGUCCCUCGCUGCCAAAAACCUCUCCCACGCCAAAGGAGGCUCCUUGAUGACCUCCUACUUGAAGAUUUUGCCCCUCUUUAUGAUGGUAAUGCCAGGCAUGAUCAGCCGGGUUCUCUUCCCAGAUCUGGUGGCUUGUGCAGACCCGGAAAUUUGCCAAAAAAUCUGUGGCAACCCCUCUGGAUGUUCUGAUAUUGCUUAUCCCAAGCUGGUAUUGGAGCUUCUGCCUGUAGGACUCAGGGGCCUGAUGAUGUCAGUGAUGAUUGCAGCCCUCAUGUCCUCCCUGACUUCCAUCUUCAACAGCGCCAGCACCAUUUUCACCAUGGACCUCUGGAAACACUUCCGUCCUCGGUGCUCGGAGUGGGAGCUCAUGAUUGUUGGCAGGGUCUUUGUGCUGCUGCUCACCGUGGUGUCCAUCCUGUGGAUCCCCCUGGUGCAGGCUGGCCAGGGCGGGCAGCUCUUCAUCUACAUCCAGUCCAUCAGCUCCUACCUGCAGCCGCCCGUGGCCAUGGUGUUCAUUCUGGGCUGCUUCUGGAAAAGAGCAAACGAGAAGGGUGCCUUCUGGGGGCUGGUGCUGGGGCUGCUGCUGGGUUUCGUGCGGCUGGUGCUGGACUUCAUCUACCCUGAGCCCCAGUGUGGCGAGCCCGACAGCCGGCCUGGCGUGGUCAAGUACAUGCACUACCUCUACUUCUCCAUGGUGCUGGCGGCCAUCUCCACCCUCACCAUGCUCGUGGUCAGCAUGGCCACCGAGCCCCCGGCCCCUGAAAUGAUAAGUCGGCUCACCUGGUUCACUCGUGGGGAUCCUCCGCCCAAGCAGGAGCUGGCAGCCAGCCCCGGCCCCGCCGCUGCCAAGGACCCGGCCGCGCUGCAGCUUGAGCUGAGCACUGCUCCCGAGAAUAGUUCAGAUGGUAACAAAUGUGCAGCUGAGGCCAAGGGGAGCUCGAAGCUGCUGAGCACCUUCCUGUGGCUCUGCGGGAUGGAGCGCAGGCAGGAGAGCGCCGAGAGUGCACCCAAACCCGAGCCCCUGCCCGUGGCUUCCCUGGAGGAGAAACCACUGGUGAAACACGUCCUGAACAUCAACCUGCUCCUCUGUGUGUGUGCUGGGGUCUUCCUCUGGGCGUACUUUGCAUAGCCAGGGAUGCCAGGCCACACAACAUCAACUAACUUUAAGUGGUGUAAAUAUUAAUGAUUAGCAGACGGUUAAUGUAAUUCUUAAUGCUUUCUAAAUUUUAUUUCUUUAUUUAAGACAGACCCUCCUCCCUGAUCCUUUCCUUAUUUCUAAUGGGGGCCUGGCUGCGUCCAGGGCUGAGCACUUGGCACCGUCAGACCCUGUCUGGCACCAACCAGCUGAGAAAGGCUGGUUUGGUUAUUUUAAAUAUUUAAUUUUGCUCUUUGGCCUUAGAGCACUGCCUGGAAUUCAGGAAGCCAGGAUUCUCUUCCUAUUUAUGCCUCUAUAACCAGCUACAAUGACUUGGGUCCCCUGUGGUUCAGCUCCUCCAGCCUUGAGGGAUGGGAGUGACACCCCUGAGUGCCUGGGGCAGAGCCAAGGGCUGUUGUCUGGGCUCUGUUGUGCCUCUGGCUCAGCUGUGCCCGUUUAGCUCCUUGAGUGCUGAUGGGGCUCUCUGGGAGCUCUGGCUGAGUUACCAUCACUGACACUCCAAUGGCAACACCAACACGAGCAUGCAGCGUGGAAACUGCCCCAAAACUGCUGCCAAGGGCACCUGAAGGACCUAAACCAGCCAAAGCCACCAGGUGUGCCAGGGCAGAGGCACCCAGUGGCAGCCCCUCAUUGCCUGGCCCCCCACAGCCGUUCUGGGAGCACCUCAGUGGAGAACUCUGGGCUGGGAGAACUGCUGUCACCCCUGUGGCCGCAGGUGGGCUGGGCACCAUCACCUGCCCUGGCCCCAGGGCCUCGUGCAGCUGCAGAGAAACAUUAAAGAGUGAGAGCUGG
Molecule: messenger RNA, 4641 nt
Organism: Corvus hawaiiensis (hawaiian crow)
Lineage: Eukaryota; Metazoa; Chordata; Aves; Passeriformes; Corvidae
Gene: SLC5A11
Product: solute carrier family 5 member 11
Exons: 16
Coding region: 1198-3822 (874 amino acids)
Biological process (GO): transmembrane transport
Cellular component (GO): plasma membrane
Molecular function (GO): D-glucose:sodium symporter activity
Source: RefSeq, a predicted model, not a curated record